CGUGUUAACACAGGUCCGUCCCUCUCGCCGCCGAUCUGAUGCCGCGGCGUUGAAGCACCACGUAACGCCGGAAUUGUCCACCUGAUAUGCGUCGUCGAAAUCGAACUGUGAUAUGCAUCAGACCCUGGGCGCGUUACGCCUCGCAUACCGCUCGUGUAUCGCUCGCCUCGUGAAGUCGGGUCUGAUCGACAACGCUGUUCAGGUGUUCGAUGAAAUGCGCCACUCGAGCUGCCGCGUGUUCUCCGUGGAUUACAACCGGUUCAUCGGCGUAUUGGUAAAGGAAUCCAGAUUCGAGCUCGCCGUGGAGUUCUACAGGGAAAUGACGCCAAUGGGUUUUUCGCUCACCCCGUUUACAUACUCGAGGUUUAUAUCGGGUUUAUGCAAAGUCAAAGACUUUGAUUUCAUUGAAGCUUUGCUGAGGGACAUGGGCUGUCUCGGCUACGUUCCCGAUGUCUGGGCAUUCAACAUAUAUUUGGAUCUGUUGUGUAGGGAGAGAAAGGUUGGGCUUGCUGUUGAGACGUUCUUUCGUAUGGUUCAGGGAGGUCGGGAACCGGAUGUUGUGUCUUAUACUAUACUGAUUGAUGGGUUGUUUAAAGAUGGAAAGAUCAAUGAGGCUGUCGAGAUUUGGAAUGAUAUGAUUCGUAGAGGGAUUAGGCCGGAUAAUAAAGCAUGUGCAGCACUUGUUGUAGGUUUAUGUGAUGCUAGGAAGGUUGAUUUGGCUUAUGAGAUGGUGGUGGAAGAGAUGAAGACUGCAAGAGUUAAGCUGAGUACAGUGGUUUAUAAUUCGUUGAUUAGUGGGUUUUGUAGGGCAGGUAGGGAGGACAAGGCAAAAGCAAUAAAAUCCUUUAUGAGCAAGAAUGGAUGUGAGCCGGACGUUGUUACAUUCAAUGUAUUAUUGAAUCAUUACUGCAAUAACCUCAUGUUGGAGAAAGCAGAGAGGUUGAUGAAGGAGAUGGAGAGAAGGGGGAUACAGCCUGAUGCUUACAGUUACAACCAGUUGCUUAAAGGAAUUUGCAAGGCUGGUGAGCCUGACAAAGGCUAUUUGUUCAUGACAAAUGAGAUAGAGCCCAGAGGGUUUUGUGAUGUUGUCUCUUACAGUACCGUGAUAGAAGCAUACUGUAAGGCAUCAAAUACAAGGAGGGCUUAUAAGCUUUUUGAGGAAAUGAGACAGAAGGGAGUAGGAGGUAGUGUGGUCACUUACACCACUCUUAUCAAGGCCUUUCUUAGGGAACAUAGCCUUAGCAGCUCUAGCAUUGCAAAGAAACUUCUUCAUCAGAUGACAGGGGCAGGUCUAUCACCAGAUCGUAUAUUUUACACAACCAUUCUUGACCAUUUGUGUAAAUCUGGGAAAGUUGAGAUGGCAUGUAGUGUUUUCAAUGACAUGGUAGAGCAGGGAAUCACACCUGAUGUAGUUUCGUAUAAUGCCCUUAUAAGUGGUCUUUGCAAGUCCUCUAAAAUAGUUGUGGCUGUGAAAUUGUUCGAGGAAAUGCAAGAUAAAGGUUGUAGUCCUGACAAGUUGACUUUCGAUUUGAUAAUUGGGGGACUCAUACGGGAAAACAAACUAUCCCUAGCCCACAAGGUUUGGGAUAAGAUGAUGGAUAAAGGUUUUACCCUUGAAGGACAUUUGUCUGAGACACUAAUAAAUUAUCAGCUCAGCAAGUGCAGCGUAAGCACAAAAGGGGUAUAGAGCUUUGAAAUCCUCCAUGUUGUAUUUCCUGUGCAAAAGGCUAUCUUAAUCAAUAGCCGAAAGAUUUGCCGAAGUAACAUGCUACACGGUGGCCUGGAGCUGUUGAUAAACUGUCAUUUACGCCUGAAUUGUUGCCACCUGCACUACAGAGAAAUGAAAGAGGAAGUUAUCAGCUGACUCGAUUAUAUUAGUGGAGAAAUAUCACUCUUAGUGGUCAAGCUGUGAAGCAAGAGGCCAGUUCUCUUGAUCUAUCGUGGCAAAACUUCUCUUCUGUAGAUUUAAAUCCAUUCCUCAAAAAUUAGACUGAGCAUUUUGGAGUGAGAAAAGUUUUUGCCAACACAUUGGUCCUGCUCAUUGUCUUGCGGGAUAGGAAGCAGCAUUAAACACCUGUAUCGAUGGAAUCUCGGCACAUUCUCGCUUGUUCGCCAUUGUUGCCGAAUAAUGAGAAUAGGUCUCUAGCCCAUUGACCUCUCCCCAAACCACCAUGGCUCAGGGGCCAGACCAUGGAUGCUCGACCUCUGGCCACUGAGACCGGAGAGGAGACAUUACCACCGCGGGUCAGCAGUCAGAUGUCAGGUGCUCGACCCAUGAUGCUCGACCUCAGGCCACUGAGCCCAGAGAAGAGCCAUUACCACCACGGUUCAGCGCCCAGAUCUCGGAUGCUGCUCGACCUCUGGCCACCGAGCCCAGAGAGGAGCCAUUACCAGCACGCCAUAGCCCAAGCCCUGCUAGGCCACUGCCACUGGGAUGUAAAUUACGUCAAGUGGUGGAUUGAUACGUUAAAUGGUGAUGUAGAUUACGUUUAAAACACUGGAUUGUUGUUGUAUGAUUCAUCGGGUUUCCAAUGAUAUAAAUAGAUUAUUAGAUACAUAAUUGAAAUGGGUUCUUAGAUGUGAUUGCUGUCGAUCUCAUUGUUGAGAUACUUGGCUAAGUUUGCAAGUGAAAUCACUGGUGAGGUUUGCUUGUGUUUCACAACAUGUAGCAAUGGUGUGUCUAGUUAUAUAAAGCAUGAAAGUAUCGACAUAACACUCGGUGUUUCAGUACAGCAAAAA
Messenger RNA from Tarenaya hassleriana, 2739 nucleotides. RefSeq names its product pentatricopeptide repeat-containing protein At1g13040, mitochondrial. The transcript has 4 exons. NCBI's taxonomy places the organism in Eukaryota, Viridiplantae, Streptophyta, Magnoliopsida, Brassicales, Cleomaceae. Bases 113 to 1687 code for a protein of 524 amino acids. Gene Ontology annotation, molecular function: protein binding. The record is from RefSeq and is a predicted model, not a curated record.